Messenger RNA from Rotaria sp. Silwood1, 318 nucleotides. The record is from the annotation of a GenBank genome assembly. NCBI's taxonomy places the organism in Eukaryota, Metazoa, Rotifera, Eurotatoria, Philodinida, Philodinidae.
AUGCAUCAACCACCAGGAAAUACACUGCAUCAAGUGUAUGCAGGUAGUAAUCUUGAUGACGUAACACUAGUAAAAGAAUUCAGUGGUUAUACGAGUACAGAGCAGUGGCUAACAUCAACGUUCAAUCCACCCUUAGAAAAUACUCGUUUCAUUCAAAUAAAAUCAAUUAAGAGUCCAUCAUGGAUUGCUUGGCAAAAAAUUUUUAUCUAUGGUCGAAAAGUUAGUGAUGAUCAAAUACCAUGUACUGUAAUGAAAUUUACUGAUAAAAAUAGACAAUAUUAUACAGUAAACUUUCGCGAAGACGGUGUUCGAGGUUAA